AGUGCUUUAGCCCUUUUUAAAGCAAGAAUCACCGUCUUGAGCGCCUUGCGCGCUCAAGAACAAGCAAGGGAUGAGCGCUUUGUUGCUAAAGCGGAUACGUUUUCUUGCUGGGGAAGGCUAGUUUGAUCGAGGAUUGGAGAGGAGGGAGAGGUGGAAUAAAAAGCUCGGGAUGGAUUUUGGAGUCUUUGUGCGAGCCGUAUGCGGUGAGAGUCGCACGUACGGUAAGGAGGGGGGUUCGCGUCUAUACGUGUAGUGUGGUGGUUGGGCCUACCCACCCUAUUUGUUCCAUGAUCUAUGGGUCUACUGGAGCUACCCACUUCGAUCAAUUAGCCAAGAUUUUGACCGGAUACGAAAUCACUGGUGCUCGAUCUAGUGGUAUUUUUAUGGGGAUUCUUUUUAUCACUGUAGGAUUCCUAUUCAAGAUUACUGCAGUUCCUUUUCAUAUGUGGGCACCUGAUAUCUAUGAGGGUUCACCCACCCCGGUGACAGCAUUCCUUUCUAUUGCGCCUAAAAUCUCUAUUUCUGCAAAUAUGUCACGUGUUUCUAUUGUUGCUUCCUAUGGGGGUACAUUACAACAAAUCUUCUUUUUCUGCAGCAUUGCUUCUAUGAUCUUAGGAGCACUGGCCGCCAUGGCCCAAACGAAAGUCAAAAGACCUCUAGCUCAUAGUUCGAUUGGACAUGUAGGUUAUAUUCGUACUGGUUUCUCAUGUGGAACCAUAGAAGGAAUUCAAUCACUACUAAUUGGUAUAUUUAUUUAUGCAUCAAUGACGAUAGAUGCAUUCGCCAUAGUUCCAGCAUUACGGCAAACCCGUGUCAAAUAUAUAGCGGAUUUGGGCGCUCUAGCCAAAACGAAUCCUAUUUCGGCUAUGACCUUCUCCAUUACAAUGUUCUCAUACGCAGGAAUACCCCCGUUAGCCGGCUUUUGUAGCAAAUUCUAUUUGUUCUUCGCCGCUUUGGGUUGUGGGGCUUACUUCCUAGCCCUAGUGGGAGUAGUGACUAGCGUUAUAGGUCGUUUUUAUUAUAUACGCUUAGCGAAAAGAAUGUUUUUUGAUAGACCUAGGACAUGGAUUCUAUAUGAACCAAUGGAUCGUGACAAGUCGUUACUACUAGCAAUGACUUCCUCUUUCAUUACUUCAUCCUUUCCAUAUCCCUCUCCCUUGUUCGAUCUUACUCAUCAAAUGGCACUCAGUUCAUAUCUAUAAGUUCGUUCGAUCAUUGACAAGGUUCAAAGAAAGGGUGGGCCAUUCACCAUGAAGGCUAAAAGCGAGAUAGGCUUUACUGGACAUUUUCGCUUACAAAGGCGAAGACAAUUCCGCGUUUUUUCAGCCGAUUCUCCGAAAUUUAAGACAAUUAUCCUCACUCAAACUUCAAAAAGUC
Messenger RNA from Triticum aestivum (bread wheat), 1377 nucleotides. RefSeq names its product NADH-ubiquinone oxidoreductase chain 2. The transcript has 3 exons. The record is from RefSeq and is a predicted model, not a curated record. NCBI's taxonomy places the organism in Eukaryota, Viridiplantae, Streptophyta, Magnoliopsida, Poales, Poaceae. The coding region runs from base 288 to 1202 and encodes 304 amino acids. Gene Ontology annotation, biological process: ATP synthesis coupled electron transport. Gene Ontology annotation, molecular function: NADH dehydrogenase (ubiquinone) activity.